GCUACCGUCGCCACUCACAGUCGCCGCGCGCUGCUCAGAGCCGGAGGGAGCGCAGCGAGCGGGCGAGCGAGCAAGCGAGUAGCGGGGGCGCCUGGUCGUUGUCUGAGCUCGGGCCGGUCGUCUCCACCGCGCUCCGGGGCCCCCGAGAGGAACGAGAGGCGGCCGAAGAGUACAGGAGCGGAGCCCGGAGAGCCCUCGGCGGAGGCGCCAGUCCCUCACUCCACCUCCUCCUGUGCCAGCCGGGGAGUGCUCGCCCACCGCCCCGCCGGCCCAGAGCCUGUAGCCCGGGUCCCCGCUGUCCCAGGGAUGGUCUAGGAGCCUGCAAGGGGCUCGCAGCUCCGCUCCGCUCCUCUCCCGGACUCUCUGCCUACUACCGACCGCUCCCGGCUGCGCGCCCCGCCGGCCCAGGCCGGAGAAGUUAGUUGUGCGCGCCGCUUAGCGCGCGAGCCAGCAGCCGGGCGAGCGAAGCUGCGAGGCACCGGGACCAUGGGCUGGGGUUGGGGGAGCCGCUGCUGCUGCCCCGGACGGCAGGACCUGCUGUGCGUGCUGGCGCUGCUCGCUGGCUGCCUGCUCCCAGUGUGCCGGACUCGCGUCUACACCAACCACUGGGCAGUGAAGAUCGCCGGCGGCUUCGCGGAGGCCGACCGCAUAGCCAGCAAGUACGGAUUCAUCAACGUAGGACAGAUCGGCGCACUGAAGGACUACUAUCACUUCUACCAUAGUAGGACCUUUAAAAGGUCUGUUCUCUCAAGCAGAGGGACCCACAGUUUCAUCUCCAUGGAACCAAAGGUGGAGUGGAUCCAGCAGCAAGUGGUGAAAAAACGGACCAAGAGGGAUUACGACCUCAGCCGUGCCCAGUCCACCUACUUCAACGAUCCCAAGUGGCCAAGUAUGUGGUACAUGCACUGCAGCGACAACACACAUCCCUGCCAGUCAGACAUGAAUAUCGAGGGAGCCUGGAAGCGAGGUUACACGGGGAAGAACAUCGUGGUGACCAUCCUGGAUGACGGCAUCGAGAGAACCCACCCUGAUCUGAUGCAAAACUAUGAUGCUCUGGCAAGUUGCGAUGUGAAUGGGAAUGACUUGGACCCGAUGCCUCGUUACGAUGCAAGCAAUGAGAACAAGCACGGGACCCGUUGUGCUGGAGAAGUGGCAGCCGCUGCAAACAACUCUCACUGCACCGUUGGAAUCGCUUUCAACGCCAAGAUUGGAGGUGUGCGGAUGCUGGAUGGCGAUGUCACAGACAUGGUGGAAGCUAAGUCUGUCAGCUACAACCCACAGCAUGUGCACAUCUAUAGUGCCAGCUGGGGCCCGGAUGACGACGGCAAGACUGUGGAUGGGCCAGCUCCCCUCACCCGGCAAGCCUUUGAGAACGGUGUGAGAAUGGGGCGGAGAGGCCUUGGCUCUGUGUUUGUCUGGGCAUCAGGCAAUGGUGGAAGGAGCAAGGACCACUGCUCUUGUGAUGGCUACACCAACAGUAUCUACACCAUCUCCAUCAGCAGUACAGCUGAAAGUGGAAAGAAACCUUGGUACUUGGAAGAGUGUUCAUCUACACUGGCCACAACCUACAGCAGUGGAGAAUCCUAUGAUAAGAAAAUAAUCACUACUGAUCUAAGGCAGCGGUGCACGGACAAUCAUACCGGGACGUCAGCCUCAGCCCCCAUGGCUGCUGGCAUCAUUGCCCUAGCCCUGGAAGCCAAUCCGUUUCUGACCUGGAGAGACGUACAGCAUGUUAUUGUCAGGACUUCCCGUGCGGGACAUUUGAACGCUAAUGACUGGAAAACCAAUGCUGCUGGUUUUAAGGUGAGCCAUCUCUAUGGAUUUGGACUGAUGGAUGCGGAAGCCAUGGUGAUGGAGGCAGAGAAGUGGACAACUGUUCCUCAGCAGCACGUUUGUGUGGAAAGCACGGACCGGCAAAUCAAGACCAUUCGCCCCAACAGUGCUGUGCGCUCCAUCUACAAAGCGUCGGGCUGCUCGGAUAAUCCCAACCAUCAUGUCAAUUAUCUGGAGCACGUGGUUGUGCGCAUUACCAUCACACACCCUCGGAGGGGAGACCUGGCCAUCUACCUGACCUCACCCUCGGGAACCAGAUCCCAGCUUUUGGCCAACAGGCUGUUUGAUCAUUCCAUGGAAGGGUUUAAGAACUGGGAGUUCAUGACCAUUCAUUGCUGGGGAGAACGGGCUGCUGGUGACUGGAUCCUUGAAGUUUAUGAUACUCCAUCUCAGCUGAGGAACUUCAAGACUCCAGGUAAAUUGAAAGAAUGGUCCUUGGUCCUCUAUGGCACAUCUGUACAGCCCUACUCCCCAACCAAUGAGUUUCCCAAAGUAGAGCGCUUCCGCUACAGCCGAGUGGAAGAUCCCACGGACGACUAUGGGGCUGAAGAUUAUGCAGGUCCUUGCGAUGCUGAGUGCAGUGAGGUUGGCUGUGAUGGGCCAGGUCCAGACCACUGCAAUGACUGCUUGCACUACUACUACAAGCUGAAAAAUAACACCAGAAUCUGUGUCUCCAGCUGCCCUCCUGGCCACUACCAUGCUGACAAGAAGAGGUGCCGGAAGUGUGCGCCCAACUGUGAGUCCUGCUUCGGCAGCCACAGUGAUCAGUGCCUAUCCUGUAAAUAUGGCUACUUUCUGAAUGAAGACACCAACAGCUGUGUUACUCAGUGCCCUGAUGGGUCGUACCAGGAUACCAAGAAGAACAUUUGUGAGAACUGCAGGGAGAACUGUAAGACGUGCACCGGACUCCACAACUGCACAGAGUGCAAGGGCGGGUUAAGUCUUCAGGGAUCCCGCUGUUCUGUCACCUGCGAGGAUGGACAGUUCUUCAAUGGCCACGAUUGCCAGCCCUGUCACCGUUUCUGUGCUGCCUGUGCCGGGGCCGGAGCAGAUGGGUGCAUUAACUGCACUGAGGGUUACUUCAUGGAAGAGGGAAGAUGUGUACAGAGCUGCAGUGUGAGUUAUUAUUUGGACCAUAAUUCAGAUAGCGGAUACAAAUCUUGCAAGAGAUGCGAUAACAGCUGUUUGACAUGCAGUGGCCCGGGUUUCAAGAACUGUUCCAGCUGCCCCAGUGGAUAUCUUUUAGACUUGGGAGUGUGUCAGAUGGGAGCCAUCUGCAAGGAUGGAGAAUAUAUGGAUGAGCAAGGCCACUGCCGUGCCUGUGAAGCCUCAUGUGCCACGUGCUGGGGACCAACUCAAGACGACUGUACCAGCUGCCCCAUAACCAGGGUUUUUGAUGAUGGCCGCUGCAUUUGGAAUUGCCCCUCAUGGAAGUUUGAACUUAAAAAGCAAUGCCAUCCGUGCCACCACAGUUGCCAAGGAUGCCAAGGAAGCGGGCCUUCCAACUGUACCUCCUGUGGAGCAGACAAGCAUGGUCGGGAGCGCUUCCUAUACCAGGGAGAAUGUCGGGAGAGCUGCCCUGUGGGCCAUUAUCCUGCCAAGGGACACGCCUGCCUGCCCUGUCCAGACAACUGUGAGCUUUGCUACAAUCCGCAUGUCUGCAGUCGAUGCAUGAGUGGCUACUUCAUCGUGCCCACCAACCACACCUGCCAGAGGCUGGAGUGCGGACAAGGUGAAUUCCAGGAUUCUGAGUAUGAAGAAUGCAUGCCUUGUGAGGAAGGAUGUCUGGGAUGCUCUGUGGAUGAUCCAGGAGCCUGUACCUCGUGCGCUGCAGGAUACUACAUGUUUGAGCGGCAUUGUUAUAAAGUCUGUCCUGAAAAGACCUUCAGUGCGGGAUGGGAGUGCAGAGCCGGUGGCCCCAACUGUGGCAACUGCGACCAGCUUGAGUGCUUGUGUGAGGAGGGCUUCUUUCUCUCGGGUGGCAGCUGUGUGCAGGAUUGUGGCCCUGGCUUCUAUGGAGACCAAGAGUUGGGAGAGUGUCAGCCCUGCCACCAAGCCUGUGAGACUUGUACCGGGCUUGGGCUACAACCAUGCAGCAGCUGUCAAGAAGGAUUGCAGCUGUGGCAGGGGGCAUGUGUCUGGCGCACAGGACCCCAAGUGGGGGAAGACAAGUUCCGGAAUGAUGCCACAAAGCAAUAUCAACCUUGCCAUUCUUCCUGUAAGACCUGCGAUGGAUCUGAAACUCUCUGCACUUCAUGUCCAGCAGGUACAUACCUGUGGCUGCAGACCUGUGUGCCCUCCUGUCCCCAAGGCACAUGGCCGUCGCUCGGGAGCGGCAGCUGCUGAGAACAGUAAGGUGCCUGAAGACUGUGCCUCCGUUGCACUGGGGCUGACCUUUGCCAGAAGUGCCUGAGUCAGCCGGACAACCUUCUGCUCCUCCAUGAGGGCCGCUGCUACCAUAGUUGCCCCGAGGGCUUCUACGCAAAAGACGGGAUUUGUGAACACUGCAGCUCCCCUUGCAGAACAUGCGAGGGAAAUGCUACCAACUGUCACUCUUGUGAAGGAGACUUUGUCCUAGACCAUGGGGUAUGCUUGAAAACUUGUCCUGAAAGGCACGUGGCCGUAGAAGGCGUCUGCAAACCACUGUCCAGAAAAAAUUGCCAGGACUGCAUCCAUGAGGAAACUUGCAAAGAGUGCAUGCCUAACUUCUUCCUGCACGAUGACAAGUGCCAUCCCUCCUGUCCCAAGCACUUUUAUCCUGACUUGGGCCAGUGUGUCUCCUGCCAUAAAAACUGCCUGGAGUGCAGUGGCCCCAAGGAAGAUGACUGUGUGGGCUGUGCUGAUUCUUCCAAGGUUCUCUACAACGGGCUGUGUCUGGACGUGUGCCCUGAGGGAACCUACAAAGACGAGGGGACUGACAAAUGCGAAGAUUGCCCCGAGUUUUGCCGGAUCUGCUCAUCAGAUUGGACCUGCCUGGCUUGUCAGGAAGGCCUGACGAUCGUGAAUGAGGUCUGCACAGCGCCUAAGGAGUGCGCAGCUGUCGAGUACUGGGAUGAGGGCACUCACAGGUGCCAGCCGUGUCACAGGAAGUGCUCCCGCUGCUCAGGGCCUGCCGAGGACCAGUGCUACACCUGCCCUGGAGAGACUCUUCUUCUCAACACGACCUGUGUUAAAAGCUGUCCAGAAGGCUACCACACUGACAAGGACAGCGGCCGGUGUGUGCCCUGCCACUACUCCUGCAGGACCUGUGAAGGACCCCACAGCAUGCAAUGCCAUUCCUGCCGACCUGGCUGGUUCCAGCUGGGCAAAGAGUGCUUGCUGCAAUGUAGGGAUGGAUAUUACGGAGAAAGCACCAGUGGUCGGUGUGAGAAGUGUGACAAGAGCUGCAAGGCAUGCCGGGGCCCGCGGCCCACAGACUGCCAGGCUUGCGAUACAUUUUUCUUUCUCCUGCGCUCUAAGGGACAGUGUCACCGCACCUGCCCAGAGCACUACUAUGCAGACCAACAGGCGCAGACUUGUGAGAGGUGCCACCCAACAUGUGACAAAUGUAACGGAAAGAAGGCAUGGAAUUGCUUGUCCUGUGUGUGGAGCUACCACCUUCUGGGAGGAAUGUGUGUCUCGGAGUGUCCUGUAGGGGAAUACAGAGAUGGAGAGGGAGAAAACUUCAGCUGUAAAAAAUGCCAUGAGAGCUGCAUAGAGUGCAAGGGACCCGGAGCCAAGAACUGCACUGUGUGCUCAACCGGCCUGCUACUGAACAUGGACAACAGCCGCUGCCUCCGCUGCUGCAACGCUUCCCACCCCCUCGGCUCCCAGGACUGCUGUGACUGCCAGAGCACCACAGAGGAGUGCAUCCUUCCGGCCAGCGAGGCUCCGCCCUUGGAGCACGCCAAGAUCGCUUUGCUGGUGGCCUCGGGUGUUAUGCUGCUACUGCUGUUGGGGGCCGCUGUGCUCGUGUGGCGGAAGUCUCGAAGCCGACCUGUGGCGAAGGGGCGCUACGAAAAGCUGACGGAACCCACCGUGUCAUACUCCUCCUACAGACGCAGCUAUAUUGAGGAGGACCAGGUGAUUGAGUACAGGGACAGGGACUAUGAUGAAGAUGAUGAGGAUGACAUCGUCUACAUGGGCCAAGAUGGCACUGUCUACCGGAAGUUCAAGUACGGGCUGCUGGACGAGGAAGAAGAUGAUGAGUUGGAGUAUGACGAUGAGAGCUAUUCCUACCAAUAAUCUAGGCCUAGUGGU
Arvicola amphibius (Eurasian water vole) is the source of this 6072-nucleotide messenger RNA. It is a transcript of the gene Pcsk5, whose product is annotated as proprotein convertase subtilisin/kexin type 5. Gene Ontology annotation, biological process: peptide hormone processing. Gene Ontology annotation, molecular function: serine-type endopeptidase activity. The record is from RefSeq and is a predicted model, not a curated record. Gene Ontology annotation, cellular component: trans-Golgi network; Golgi membrane. NCBI's taxonomy places the organism in Eukaryota, Metazoa, Chordata, Mammalia, Rodentia, Cricetidae.